ACAGUCGGGCGAGGGGUGGCGCGGCAGGAGCUGUCCAACUUUUCAGCACAGUUUCCUCACCGCUGCCCGCAGGAAGGCGGCAGCCGCCGCCCCUGCCCGCCCGACGCGGCCCGACCGCCGACAGCAUGGAGGCGGAGAGCAGCAGCGGCUUGUCCGCGAUGCCCAGCGGCAGCGACGGCGGCAACGACGGUAGUGGGGGUCUCAAAGCCCCGAAGCAUCUGUGGCGGCAAGAUCAGCACUACCCACCGCAGCUGCGACAGCACCAGUUCCUCCAGCACCAGCAGCACCCCGGGCAGCCGCCGCCUUCUCCCGUGUCGCGGGGCCGCUGCCUGGCCGGGGCUCGCGUCAGGCACCGCGGCUACUCCGACACGGAGCGGUACCUCUACUGCCAAGCCAUGGACCGCGCCUCCUACGCCGUGGAGACCGGCCACCGGCCCGGCUUGAAAAAAUCGCGGAUGUCCUGGCCCUCCUCCUUCCAGGGACUCAGACGUUUCGAUGUAGACAAUGGUACAUCAUCAGGACGAAGUCCUUUGGACCCCAUGACAAGCCCUGGGUCAGGGCUAAUUCUUCAGGCAAAUUUUGUCCACAGCCAACGUAGGGAGUCUUUCCUUUACCGGUCAGACAGUGAUUAUGAUCUGUCUCCAAAGUCUAUGUCCAGGAAUUCCUCCAUUGCCAGUGAUAUACAUGGAGAUGACUUGAUUGUGACACCAUUUGCUCAGGUUCUGGCCAGCCUGCGUACUGUCCGGAAUAACUUUGCUGCAUUAACCAAUUUACAAGACCGGGCACCCAGCAAAAGAUCACCAAUGUGUAGCCAACCAUCUAUUAACAAAGCAACUAUAACAGAGGAGGCCUACCAAAAACUGGCUAGCGAGACCAUGGAGGAGCUGGACUGGUGCCUGGACCAGCUGGAGACCCUGCAGACCAGGCACUCCGUCAGCGAAAUGGCCUCGAACAAGUUUAAAAGAAUGCUCAACCGUGAGCUAACCCACCUCUCUGAAAUGAGCAGGUCAGGCAAUCAGGUCUCAGAAUAUAUAUCAAACACUUUCUUAGACAAGCAACAUGAAGUUGAAAUCCCUUCUCCAACACAGAAAGAGAAAGAGAAAAAGAAGAGGCCAAUGUCCCAGAUCAGUGGAGUCAAAAAACUCAUGCACAGCUCCAGCCUAACGAAUUCCAGUAUUCCCAGGUUUGGAGUUAAAACAGACCAAGAAGAUGUCCUUGCCAAGGAACUUGAAGAUUUGAACAAGUGGGGCCUUCAGGUUUUCAGAGUAGCAGAGUUAUCUGGAAAUAGACCUCUGACUGUCAUCAUGCACACUAUUUUUCAGGAGCGGGACUUGUUAAAAACUUUUAAGAUUCCAGUAGAUACUUUAAUAACUUACUUGAUGACCCUGGAAGACCAUUACCAUGCAGAUGUGGCGUACCACAAUAACAUACAUGCUGCAGAUGUUGUUCAGUCAACCCAUGUUCUACUCUCAACCCCAGCAUUAGAGGCGGUGUUCACUGAUUUGGAGAUUCUUGCAGCAAUUUUUGCCAGUGCAAUACAUGAUGUAGAUCAUCCUGGGGUUUCAAACCAAUUUCUUAUCAACACAAAUUCUGAACUCGCCUUGAUGUACAAUGACUCAUCAGUACUGGAGAAUCAUCACUUGGCUGUGGGUUUCAAGCUGCUGCAGGAAGAAAAUUGUGACAUUUUCCAGAAUUUGACCAAAAAACAGAGACAAUCAUUGAGGAAAAUGGUCAUUGACAUUGUGCUUGCAACAGAUAUGUCUAAGCAUAUGAAUCUACUGGCUGAUUUAAAAACUAUGGUUGAAACUAAAAAAGUGACCAGUUCUGGUGUCCUGCUUCUUGAUAACUAUUCAGACAGGAUUCAGGUUCUUCAGAAUAUGGUGCACUGUGCAGAUUUGAGCAACCCUACCAAGCCGCUCCACCUCUACCGCCAAUGGACAGAUAGAAUAAUGGAAGAAUUUUUCCGUCAGGGAGACCGGGAACGAGAGAGGGGAAUGGAGAUAAGUCCCAUGUGUGAUAAGCACAAUGCAUCUGUAGAAAAAUCACAGGUGGGUUUUAUAGAUUACAUUGUUCAUCCUUUGUGGGAGACAUGGGCAGAUCUCGUUCACCCGGAUGCCCAGGAUAUCUUAGAUACACUGGAGGACAAUCGAGAAUGGUACCAGAGCACAAUCCCUAGAAGUCCCUCUCCUGCACCUGAAGAAAAGGAAGAGGGAAAGCAGGGUCAAACUGAAAAAUUCCAGUUUGAACUAACGCUGGAGGAAGAUGGUGAGUCAGACACCGAAAAGGACAGUGGAAGUCAAGUAGAAGAAGACACCAGCUUCAGUGACUCCAAGACUCUUUGCACCCAGGAUUCAGAAUCCACUGAAAUUCCUCUUGAUGAGCAAGUAGGGGAAGAAGUGGAGGAGGAUGAGAACCAAACAGCAGAGCCUUGUGUCGUAGAAGAAUAUUCUCCUGAUACAUAACAAUGAAAACACAGUCUCCUUCUCUUGCUCACUCCCUUUCUUUUCCUCUU
Molecule: messenger RNA, 2512 nt
Organism: Camarhynchus parvulus
Lineage: Eukaryota; Metazoa; Chordata; Aves; Passeriformes; Thraupidae
Gene: PDE4D
Product: phosphodiesterase 4D
Exons: 15
Coding region: 126-2462 (778 amino acids)
Biological process (GO): regulation of cardiac muscle cell contraction; cAMP catabolic process; signal transduction
Cellular component (GO): nucleus; cytosol; perinuclear region of cytoplasm
Molecular function (GO): transmembrane transporter binding; ATPase binding; 3',5'-cyclic-AMP phosphodiesterase activity
Source: RefSeq, a predicted model, not a curated record